Penicillium coprophilum is the source of this 990-nucleotide messenger RNA. RefSeq lists its product as uncharacterized. Gene Ontology annotation, biological process: canonical NF-kappaB signal transduction. The transcript has a single exon. Bases 1 to 990 code for a protein of 329 amino acids. NCBI's taxonomy places the organism in Eukaryota, Fungi, Ascomycota, Eurotiomycetes, Eurotiales, Aspergillaceae. The record is from RefSeq and is a predicted model, not a curated record.
AUGACCUCAAAACCAACACCAGCCGAGUCGCCCGGGGCAUCCCACCCCUCAGAGCAAUCUCGAACCAACGAAUCCGCCGAGCCCACAGAAUCCCACCCACACAGAACCUCUCAUAAAGAGCAUAGCCACUCAAGUCGCAGCCGCGCAUUCCGGUUCAAAGAUGGCAGUCGCCCCCAUCGCAAGCGUACUCACCGCCACCGAUCACGCACGCGCGACAGUGAACCUUCCAAGCGGCGACAUCGCGAAGAGCAGGAACCGGACCCCGCACAUGACAACUAUUUCAGCUCCACUAGAGACACCUUUCGAGAAUCUCUCUUCGAUGCCCUCGGCGACGACGAAGGAGCUGCGUACUGGGAAUCCGUCUACGGGCAGCCCAUCCACAAUUACCGUGUACCAGAGGUUCACCGGGGUCCGGAAGGCGAACUUGAGCAGAUGACAGAGGAGGAAUACGUGGAUUAUGUGCGUCAAAGGAUGUGGGAACGGACGCGGGAGGGCAUGCUAGCCGAGCAGGAGCGUCUACGGGCUGAGCGACAGCAGAAAAGGAAGGAGGAGGCGCAGAGAAAUGCGCAGUAUGGGAGGGAGGAAUUUGAACGCGCUAUGGAUGACAGUCUGCGACGAGGGGCGGAGCGCAAAAGAGCCAAAGUUGGGUGGAGUGCGCCCUGGGCUGCGUAUUUGGAGAGUUGGGAGACGAUCGGGAAGGCUGCGGAGGGAUCUGCCCCCAAACCACUGCGCAAUCUGCUAUUCUGGCCUGUUCGCUCUGGGAAGAGGGCUGACAUUCAGCCCCAGGCGGUUGAAGAAUUCAUGCGCCAUGCCCCAGCGCCGGCGGAACUACUCGGUACGCUGAAGGCCGAGCGUAUUCGCUGGCAUCCAGAUAAAAUCCAGCAUCGGUAUGGCGCGUUAGGAAUUGACGAUGUUGUGAUGCGCAGUGUGACAGAAGUCUUUCAGAUUGUGGAUCGGAUGUGGAACGAGGAGAGAGAACGACAGAAGUGA